This is a messenger RNA of Drosophila sulfurigaster albostrigata, 1086 nucleotides long. RefSeq lists its product as uncharacterized. The record is from RefSeq and is a predicted model, not a curated record. Gene Ontology annotation, cellular component: extracellular region. NCBI's taxonomy places the organism in Eukaryota, Metazoa, Arthropoda, Insecta, Diptera, Drosophilidae. The transcript has 2 exons. Bases 302 to 946 code for a protein of 214 amino acids. Gene Ontology annotation, molecular function: chitin binding.
UCAAGAACUUCUUCCUUGUUUAUCUAAGAAAUUCCAUUAGAAUUGCAGCACAAACUACAAAGCUGCAUGUUUGAAGAACUUAUCAACAGCAAACUCACUUAAAACUAUUUGAAUUAUUUAUCAAUUGGAGUUAUUCAAUCGAUUUGAGGCAGGUCAAGAGCUCAGUCAAUAAAAUCCUUAUCGUUUCCGCUCUAUCUUAAGCAGUCGAUGGGCAAAGAAAAUCAUAUAAAUUGUCUAGGAUUGCACUUGCAAUGCCAUCAGUUGAUAUUCUUUCGUGAGACGGCAAACUCAACUCUCUCUGAUGAUGAAGCUCGUUCUGCAGCUCCUCUUUACGUUGAUUGCGGUCCUACUCUUGGCCAUUUACCAGGCUGAAGGCCAAUUCAAUCCCAUCACUGGCUGCGACACCAAAGGAUUCUGUGUCUGUGCCGGGCAUGCAGCUGGCGAUGUGGUUCCUGAUUGCACGGAUUGCACCAGAUACUAUUUGUGUGGCGUUAACACCAUCGAUCGCAUUCUCUGCCCAGCUGGACAAGUGUUUGACAUCAAUGUGCUAGCUUGUGUGCCGGGCUCGUGUCCACGCAUUGAUGGUGAAUGUCCUGCUCCUGAACCAGCACCGGGUCCAUCACCAUGUCCAUCGCCAAGCCCAUCACCGAGUCCAACUCCGAGUCCAUCACCGAGUCCAUCACCGGGUCCAUCACCGAGUCCGUCGCCAUGUCCUGGUCUUUGUCCAUCGCCGAGUCCUGCUCCGAGUCAUUGUGAAAACCAAGAAGUGAGUUGCCAAUUUCCUGGCCAGAUUAUACCUAAUGCCGAGCAUUGUCGCCUCUUUUGGACCUGUGUGGAGUUGUGUCCCGUGUUGGGCUUCUGUGAGUUGGGCAUGUGGUUCGACCGCGAUAAUUUCGUUUGCAACUAUCAAUGCUAUGUGCACAACUGUCCGGCGGGCAGGGAUUAAACACACAUACACUCACACACACAUAUAAUAAAACUUACGCCAUGCCAAAUGGCGCAAAUUUACUUUUAACGCUCAUUAAACUGCAAUUGGCUCCAUGAAAACAUGAAAACGACUACAACAAUAGCAACAACAGCAACGAC